Suillus paluster is the source of this 745-nucleotide messenger RNA. RefSeq lists its product as uncharacterized. The coding region runs from base 209 to 616 and encodes 135 amino acids. The transcript is spliced from 5 exons. NCBI's taxonomy places the organism in Eukaryota, Fungi, Basidiomycota, Agaricomycetes, Boletales, Suillaceae. The record is from RefSeq and is a predicted model, not a curated record.
AUUGACGUAGAAUUGAAAGCGCUCCGUCCUUAUAAUAUGUGUAUAUAUGCAGCGAGCGUUUAUGCUCCUGUAGGCUGUGGGGCCGUCUUCGAUGUGGAAGAAAAUUGGAGUAGCUCACCGGAAAGACAAGAUCGUAGUACGAGGUCACGGUAGAUCAAACACGCACCUUUAAGCUUCUUCCGCCACCACUACCAACACCACCACCAAAAUGCCCGUCACGUCCCCAACACUCGUUCCCCGUCCUCCACUCCUCCCCCUCGUCCUUCCCCGCGCCCCCCUCGUCCUCCCAACCCCACUCCCCAAACUCGAUCGCUACCCCGGACGCAUGGACAACCGACGCGAUCUCCAACGCGAAAUCGAAGAUCUUUCAGAUGAGGAGAAUGAGUUGGAAGAUGCUAACUUGGCGAUACGCAAUCGUGGAUUUCAGUGGCUCAUCCCUAUAGGGCGGCAUACAACACAGCUGGAAGAGAAAAACGAGGCAGAAGAUGACUCCGAAGGGUCCGACACAGGCCAAUCAAACGGCGCACCCUCCAUCAACGAAGACGGCGAAGAAAACGACGAAUCAGGACCUGAUCUAGAUGCGAGUAUGGAAGAUAUGGAUGAGGAGGUCGAGUGAUGUUUGAUUAGGAACUUGGAUGGCUCUCUCUUUUCUUCCUCACGGGGGACAGUCAGGGAAGAUGAAAUUAGGCGGUAUCGAUAAAUCUUGUUAGACUCUCUGUCCAUCUUCACAUCUUCACCUCUGCUU